UCGUUUUGCUUCAGUUGCAUCGCGAUUGCGUGCGCAACAGUUGUUUGUGGCAGUCAUUUCACAACAAUCCACUACUUCUAGUGAUAUCCUCUUAUCUCCGGAUACCGUUUGUGACUUAAUUAUAUCUCGAUCUUAUUUGAAAAUUGCAGUUUUUCAGGUUACUGUACCAUUCAGCUCUUUCCAAUCAAAUUUUUUUCUAAAAUAAUCAGAUAUAUAACAGUUUUCUUAAAGUAAACCAAUCGCUAACAUCAAAAUAAGAAACAUGCGUCGUUUCCGUUGGUGAAAUUUUAUGCAAUAAGUGCGUUUUUUUGUACAAAGUAGGUCGCGACAGCUUUUUUCUUUAACACAUACCAACAGUUCAUAUCUAUUCAACCGAUUCCUCAUAAAAUAUAUAUAUAAUUGUUGUUCAUGCAUCAAAAUGAUGACAGAAUAAAUGAUUUUGAUGAAAUUGAAAUUGAUGGAUACCAAAUCCAAUAUGUAUUAUGACACUACGCGAUAAAAAACAUCAAGAGGUGCUGAUACAGGACCACAGUUAAAAAUGCCAUGUUAUGUUGUUUGCUAUAUAUCUCCAACAUGAUUAAUUUAAUUUCGUGGAAAAAAUUCUUUUUUUUUUUUGAAGGGGGAUACCCUCUUGCACCGUUUAUGAGGCUGGUAAAAAUGAGGGACCUGUUUCAAAAAGCAGGACUGGUAAAAAUUGUAUUUUCAGAUGCAUAUUUUGAGGCUUGGCCUGUUUAAGGUGGUAGGCGGCGAGUUAUCAAAAUGCCGUCUAUGCGAAUGUUUGGUCGUAGAUGGUUAAUUGGAACGGAUGAUUUGGUGUUUCCUGGGCUGCUGGAAUUAUUAAUGCGAGGAAUAUGGUUGGCGUUAAUGAGUUGUGCAUUGUAUCGGUAUUAUCAUUGGACGUUCAAUUGUGCCACCGGGGGUUUGUUUGUUCGGAUUUAUUUGAUAGGUAUAGUAGCCAUGCAUGCUAUUAUAAUCUUACUGGUUAUGUUUAUGGUAAAUCGAAGUGCUCAAGGUGCUAUAUAUGAUACAAAAGCUCGAAGGAUCGUGCCGCGGCUCUUAAUGAUGAAAAUUUUUUUACUAAUACCAGAAGUUGUACUUAAUAUAUUUGGCACAAUUUGGACCUACACGAAAUGCAUUCAGUGUGAUAAUGAGCACUUCACUAAUUCAGUUGUUGAACUUGGUGUAUUGUUUAAUUGGAUUGUGCUUGGUGGUCUUAUAUUUGUACUAGCUAUGGUAUUAGAUCCAGUAGGUUCCUUGAAAUUUCAAGAAGGAACCAAUGGAAAUGCAGAUGUUGAUAUGCUUUUACACCGAAAAAUUACCCGUAUAUGGGUACGACGAUUUAGAUGGAUUUUUUGUUGGUUAAUAAGAGAUGAGCAUUCACGCGAAGCAUUUUCACAAGCUGCUAGUAUUAUGAGUUCCAUUUUUAGAAAUACUGAUAUUAUUCCUUCUGAUUUUAUUGCUGGUUUUGUAUUGUUGAGAGUUAAACAAAAACGUGAAUCUAGAGAGCAAAGACGUUUAGCUUUAUUAGCUGAGCAAAGAUAUAAUUGUACUUCUAUCGUGUCUGAAUGUUUUACUCAAAAACCCAGUUGGAUGUGUCUUAAAAAAGCAAGACAUUAUCUCCAAUUAUCCAUUUCAAUUUAUGGUUGGCCAUUUUUAAUUUAUCGUUACUGUAUAACAGGUUUUUUUAAAAUGAUACCAAAGUUCCUGUGUUGUGCUUGUUUUCGAACAAAACCUACUGUUAUUCAAGAAGAUAACUGUUGCUUAUGCAACUUUGCAGCUGUUCGAUAUAUGUCAAAACUCCAUUCAAAAGAUAUAUUGUAUGCUUCAUUUGUGAAUCAUAUUUUUGAAUUACCUUUUUUUGUAGCAUUAGAUCAUGAAACAAGCAGUAUAGUUAUAUCCAUUAGAGGAUCAUUAUCUAUGCGAGACGUCUUUACAGAUUUAACAGCUGUUGUAGAGAAAUUAGAUGUUGAAGGUGUUCCUCCUGACAGCUAUGCACAUAAAGGAAUGUUACACAGUGCAAAAUAUAUAAAAAGUGAAUUAGAAGAUCACAAUAUUAUAGAAAAAGCAUUAAUUAACUUUCCAGAAUACAAUCUAGUAAUUACAGGACAUAGUUUAGGUGCUGGUACUGCAGUACUUUUGGCAUUCUAUAUGCGUCCUAUAUAUCCUAAUCUCAAAGUAUAUGCAUUUGCUACACCAGCUGGAUUACUAAGCCGUGAAGCUGCACGAAUAGCAGAGGAAUUUACACUGUCUGUAGGUGUAGGUGAUGACAUGGUAAUGCAUUUAACUAUUGACAAUGUUGAAGAUCUUCGUACAAAUAUGGUAAAUGUUUUACAAUCAUGUCGUUUGCCAAAGUACCGAGUCUUUCUCAAUGGUUUUGGAUAUGCUCUUUUUGGUGUUCCAUCACGUGAUCUAGAAUCUACCUGGCGACAUAGGACUCCUUCUGGAAUCCGUAAUUCUCCUUUGUUGUCCCAGAAUUCUCCAGUUUUGUCUAUGAUCACACAAAAUGAUGGUUUUCCAAAUGAUAACAUAAGCAAUCACAACCUUGUUCAACCCAUAGCCACUUAUCCAUUUGAACAACCUAUAUACCAUCUAGAAACCAGAAGAUACUCAAAAAUACGUUUGUAUACUCCUGGUCAUAUAUUGCAUAUAACUAAAAAGAAGAAAAGUAAAGAGCAGAAAAGAGCUGAUAAGAAAUCAGGCACUAAUAGUAAUGAAUAUAAUUAUGAAAUGAGAUGGGCAUCUCCAGAAGAUUUUAAAGAACUUAGAGUUAUGCCACGAAUGUUUUUGGAUCAUCUACCAGAAAAUGUUUUAAAAACAAUUGAUUGUGUUCUUAAAGAACAAAAAACUGAAAUUGGAUUUGAUUUAGCUCAAUUAUCUAUAAUUUAAAAGUAUUUAAGUGAUUUUUACCCUCAUAAAGCCAAACUUGAUAAUUUAUACUCAAAGUUAACUACUUGCAAGUAAAUCUAAGAGUUAUGUAUUAUUUUCCGACAAGGCUGUCAAUUUUAGUAUUACAACAACAAAAUUGUUUAAGA
Molecule: messenger RNA, 3032 nt
Organism: Daktulosphaira vitifoliae (grape phylloxera)
Lineage: Eukaryota; Metazoa; Arthropoda; Insecta; Hemiptera; Phylloxeridae
Gene: inaE
Product: diacylglycerol lipase-beta
Exons: 14
Coding region: 760-2886 (708 amino acids)
Biological process (GO): lipid metabolic process
Source: RefSeq, a predicted model, not a curated record